GGGAGGGCCCCCCACCCAAAGACUCGGCAAGCAUAUGGCGGAGGGUAUUUGAAGACACACAUGCAAGCCACCACUGGCUUUAGUUCUGUGCUUCAAAUUAAGACUUCAUCUUAUGUCUGUUCCCUGACUCCCCUCUUACGUGUGGCAUUGCAGAUGCUGCUGCCGGCGACCCUGCAAAAGAGGGCAAGAAACAGGAGCAAGGGGUGUGCACCACCUGCUUCUUCGCCACACUCGACUUCUUUGCAGUCAGCCGCACUGCAAAAGACCCACACGGGCACUUAGUGGCCUGCCACGCACUGCUGUGUGUGCUCGUGUCUCAGACAGUGGGGAAAGGAAUCGUCGCCACGUAUAGAGCGUACGUAUACGCUGACCUACUUACAUGCACCUCUUAAUUACCCACGUCGGCUCGCGUUUGGUUUGGUUUGAUUUGGUUUGUGGUGCCUUGUAGGACGUCCUACUGCGUUAAGGAAACUGUUUAUCCGAUAAAGGAGACAGUGGUGUCCAUCUUUGACCGCAUGGAGAACAAGUGAGCCCUGCCUGCCACAGUUAGUGUGUCUGCUCAUCUCCUUUGUCUCCUUGUUGUCUGUCGCGUUGGUGCAGGUAUAGGCCUUACAAGGCUAAAGUGCCUUACGUGCACGUGACUGACUUCGAGUACUGACUGACUUGCUGUGCUGACCCACUUACUUUGGACAUCAGUGACUUCCCACUUGCAAGUCAAAGCGCUCACUGAAUGGUGUACUGAGCUCGAGCAUAUCUGAG
Vitrella brassicaformis is the source of this 759-nucleotide messenger RNA. NCBI's taxonomy places the organism in Eukaryota, Vitrellaceae. The record is from the annotation of a GenBank genome assembly.